AUCCACUGGCACAGCUGUGUUCUGUGAUGUGAUGCUGGGUCGACUGCUUGGACACUUGUGAAAUGUGUUUUCUCCAGGUGGUGGGUUUGAACUUCUCCAGCGCUACGACUCCGGAGCUGCUGCUGAAGACCUUCGAUCAUUACUGCGAGUACCGCAGGACUCCUAACGGCGUGGUUCUGGCUCCGGUGCAGCUGGGCAAGUGGCUGGUGCUCUUCUGCGACGAGAUCAACCUGCCUGACAUGGACAAGUACGGCACGCAGCGGGUCAUCUCCUUCAUCAGACAGAUGGUGGAGCACGGCGGCUUCUACCGCACCUCAGACCAGACCUGGGUGAAGCUGGAGCGGAUCCAGUUCGUCGGGGCCUGUAAUCCUCCCACAGACCCCGGCAGGAAGCCGCUCUCAUACAGGUUCGGCUGUCGUCAUCACUGCUAAUAAAGACACGUGUUC
This is a messenger RNA of Sinocyclocheilus anshuiensis, 446 nucleotides long. RefSeq names its product cytoplasmic dynein 1 heavy chain 1-like. The record is from RefSeq and is a predicted model, not a curated record. The transcript has 2 exons. Lineage: Eukaryota; Metazoa; Chordata; Actinopteri; Cypriniformes; Cyprinidae. Bases 63 to 431 code for a protein of 122 amino acids. Gene Ontology annotation, biological process: microtubule-based movement. Gene Ontology annotation, molecular function: dynein light intermediate chain binding; dynein intermediate chain binding. Gene Ontology annotation, cellular component: axonemal dynein complex.